This is a messenger RNA of Owenia fusiformis, 2911 nucleotides long. Lineage: Eukaryota; Metazoa; Annelida; Polychaeta; Sabellida; Oweniidae. The record is from the annotation of a GenBank genome assembly.
UCACAAUUCGACACGAUCUAAGUGAGCUUUCAGAAAAGAAGCACGCUGAAAUCUGUCGUGUCAGUUUGAAAACCAUCAGAAAAGCGACGAGAAUUACGGUGAUAUCCAAGCAUUUUAUGAACUAAAUAUUGAUCAUCGUUGGUCAUUUGCAUCUAAUAUAAAUUCUACACAGAAAACUGACUAUAACUGGUCACGAUGAAGAAAUUUUUCGUGAUUUUCUGCCUGGUGGCAUUCUGCGCCACAGCAUAUGUGAGAGCUGAAGAAGAGGAGGAAGAGGAAGAUGCUGCGAAAAAAGAGGAUAAAGAUAGCGUAGGCACAGUCAUUGGAAUUGAUCUUGGAACAACAUAUUCAUGUGUUGGAGUAUUCAAGAAUGGUCGCGUGGAAAUCAUUGCCAAUGACCAAGGUAAUCGUAUCACCCCAUCAUACGUAGCUUUCACUUCUGAGGGUGAACGUUUAAUUGGAGAUGCUGCCAAGAAUCAGCUGACCAGCAACCCCGAGAACACAGUCUUUGAUGCCAAGCGUCUGAUUGGUCGUACUUGGUCUGAGCCAUCUGUUCAACAUGACUUGAAAUAUUUCCCAUUCACAGUCAUGGAGAAGAAUAGCAAACCCCAUGUCAAAGUUGCCAUGGGUGAUGAACAGAAAAUUUUCGCACCUGAAGAAAUCUCUGCUAUGGUGCUUGGAAAGAUGAAAGAGGUUGCAGAGGCUUAUCUUGGCAAAAAAGUGACUCAUGCUGUUGUGACUGUACCUGCCUACUUCAAUGACGCACAAAGACAGGCAACGAAAGAUGCUGGAGUUAUCGCUGGCCUUAAUGUGAUGAGAAUCAUCAAUGAACCAACUGCUGCUGCUAUUGCCUACGGUCUUGACAAGAAGGAAGGAGAGAAGAACAUCCUUGUAUUUGAUCUUGGUGGUGGAACUUUUGAUGUCUCCCUCCUCACUAUUGACAAUGGAGUCUUUGAGGUCAUCUCAACCAAUGGAGACACUCAUCUUGGUGGAGAAGAUUUUGACCAACGUGUGAUGGAGCACUUCAUCAAGCUCUACAAGAAGAAGAAGGGCAAAGACAUCAGGAAAUCCAACCGUGCUGUCCAGAAGUUGCGUCGUGAAGUUGAAAAAGCAAAGAGGGCUCUCUCAUCCCAGCAUCAGACAAGAAUUGAAAUUGAAUCUCUGUAUGAUGGAGAAGAUUUCUCAGAAACUCUUACCAGGGCCAAGUUUGAAGAAUUGAACAUGGAUUUGUUCCGCUCCACAAUGCAACCAGUCAAGAAAGUAAUGGAAGAUGGUGACUUGUCUAAAAAUGAAGUAGAUGAAAUUGUUCUUGUUGGAGGUUCCACUCGUAUCCCUAAGGUUCAACAGCUUGUGAAAGAAUACUUCAAUGGCAAGGAGCCAAGCAGAGGUAUUAACCCUGAUGAGGCUGUAGCUUUUGGUGCUGCUGUCCAGGCUGGUGUCCUCAGUGGAGAAGAUGACACUGGAGAUCUUGUACUUCUCGAUGUCAAUCCUCUCACUAUGGGUAUCGAAACUGUCGGAGGCGUCAUGACCAAAAUCAUCCCAAGAAACACUGUUAUCCCAACUAAGAAAUCCCAAAUCUUCUCAACUGCUGCCGAUAAUCAGCCAACUGUAACUAUCCAGGUAUUCGAGGGUGAGCGACCCAUGACCAAAGACAACCAUCUUCUCGGAAAGUUUGAUCUCCAGAACAUCCCCCCAGCCCCACGUGGAGUUCCCCAGAUUGAGGUCACAUUCGAGAUUGACGCUAAUGGUAUUUUGAAGGUAUCUGCUGAGGACAAGGGUACAGGAAACAAAGAAAAGAUCACAAUUAAUAAUGACCAAAACAGGCUCAGUCCAGAAGACAUUGAGCGCAUGAUAAAUGACGCUGAGAAAUAUGCAGCUGAUGAUGAGAAAGUAAAAUCAAAGGUUGAAGCUAGAAAUGAACUAGAAUCAUACGCAUAUUCAUUAAAAAAUCAAGUAGGUGACAAAGAAAAACUAGGAGCUAAAUUAAGUGAUGAAGAUAAAGAAAAAAUCACUGAAGCUCUUGAUGAAAAAAUUAAAUGGUUAGAAGCUAAUCAAGAAGCUGAAGCUGAAGACUUUAAAACACAAAAGAAAGAGCUAGAAGACAUUGUUCAACCUAUUAUGAGCAAAUUGUACGCUGAUGCCGGUGGUGCUCCACCACCUGAGGGAGGAGAAGAGCAAGAGCAAGAGAAAGAUGAGUUAUAAAAAACUCUAGUUUUAGGAAAUAAUAUUCAAAAUGAUCAAUCCCAGAUUAUCUAAGAUUGAUGAUUCUGUCUAAACCAAAUUAUUCCACUGGGCAGAGUGAUCACUCCUCGCUGGAGUUGAUCAUUUUGACUAAAAUCUUGUAGUAUUCAGACCUAAGAGGGUUAAUAAAUCAAAGGUUCUACAUUGAUAAUCUGAACAAGUUUCAAGUGAAGUAAAAGCAAUGCUUCCCACCCUCAUUGGCCAACAUUUUGAUAACUAAAUGCUCAGGUCUAUGAUCAAUAAUUAGGGCUGUAAUUAUAAAGAAAACAAUAGAUUCUAACCUUAUUCAAUUUUUGUAAUGUGGAAUGUGUAUCUUUUUUUUGUUAGACUAUUUGUAAUUUAUUUUAUUAUUCAGUUAUUCAGUACUCUAAGCCAGAAUGGUCACAUAAAAUGCAAUACAUUAUACUGAAUACAUUAUGUAAUAAAAAGCCUAGGGUCUCCUUUUAUGGGUGGAAAAGUGUUUUGGUGGUAUUUUUACAUUUAAUACCAUAUUAUGUAAACAUUCUGGCACCCAUAUCAAUUUAAAUGUUUUCAUAUCUUCCAAAUUCAAUAGUAUGUUUUAUGGGAAAUGGUACCAAAUUACAAAGGGAAAGCUGUAAAGCUGUUCUUUUUCUUAAAGAUUGUUCAGUCAAAACUGCUCAAUAUAGUGUACAAUUCAAUCCCAUGUGCU